This is a messenger RNA of Cornus florida, 879 nucleotides long. RefSeq lists its product as uncharacterized. Bases 1 to 879 code for a protein of 292 amino acids. Lineage: Eukaryota; Viridiplantae; Streptophyta; Magnoliopsida; Cornales; Cornaceae. The transcript is spliced from 4 exons. The record is from RefSeq and is a predicted model, not a curated record.
AUGAAAGAGGCGUCCACGCACCGGAACCAAAUGACUGAUCAGGUCGAGGAGGAGCCUUAUGGUUCUUGUACUUCGAAAAAUAAGGUGUCUACUUCUCAAACAAAUAUUGUUGGGAGCAGAGCAGAAGGGUGUGCCAACAAUGGUAACCAAAGGGAAGAGCAUCUAGGCCAAAAUUCUAGUCUUAACCUAACGGGAAUGGAUGAAAUGUUGGAUGACAACUCUUCUGAUCUCAAUGAGAUUGGAUCUUCUCUUUAUUCGACUUUGGUCGCGGUUAAUGGGUACAGAGUGAAGCCGGAAUGGGCAUCUCUCCUCAACGCCAUAUUUCUGAGACAUGGAGAUAAUGCCAAGGAUUGCUCCUUUGUAGGUAUUAGAUCUCGUUCGUCUCUCCUGGAGAUAGUCUGUGAGAUCAUCCAGAAACUAGAGGAUACAGAAUUCAUACAUAUCAAGCCUAGGCUGGAUGUUAUUUCCGAGGCCAUUGAUCUGUGCAAGGGCUAUCCCAGACUGACGAAUGCACAAAGAAGAAGAACUGAAGUCAUUGAGAAGAAAAAGGAAGAGUUAAAAAGCUUCAACAUGGAGAUUCUAGAUUCGGAGGAGCAAAUUCUUUCUUUACAGAAGAAGAUUCUAACUUUAAAGGAGAAAGUCCUUUUAGCAGAGGAUGAGCUGACUCCAAUGAAGGCUGAGGCUGAGAAGAUUGCUGAGACAAUCUCAGACACAAUGGCAAAAGUGAAACGUUUUCAUCAAAAGUCUUUGGUGGAUGGUCUACUUCAGUUUAAUCUCUGCCUAAUGAUAACUUUUGUGACUUGUUUUACUUGCCAAAAAACAGAACUUGUGUGGGCCUAUCUGAAAGAGAAUCCAGUUGGUCGUGAAUAUCUGAACUAG